AUGUCGUCCAUAAACUACGCUAAAGCAUAUGGCAUUGAAUCCUUGGCCGGCGCGAUCAUCUUCACCAUCAUCUACGCCCCAUUGCUAGCAUUCUAUAUCUUCCAGGGCAUCCGCAGACGGACGCGUGUGUACGUCGUCCUAUGCCUCUUCUGUCUCAUGCGUGUGGUCUCGUUUGCUCUGCGUUCCGCGUUAGCAGGAUCGACGGCAGCUGCGACCAACGAAAAUGUUCUCAUCGCCUACGAGGUCCUCUACAACAUAGGUUUCUUCGGUGUUCUUUAUUCAGCCUAUACCCUUGUCCUUGAAAGAGAAUCUCUCAUCGACAUGGACACCUUCCUAGUAUACUGCCCAGGGCCCCUCCAGCUCAUCUUCCGCCUCACUCGCAGACGGUCGCUCAUCCGCAUCGUGCUGAUGGCCGCCGUCGCCAUCGGCAUUGCCGGUGUUGUAUGUCCCGCGUUCCCCUAUGCUCCCUACGUCAUGUCCCUAACACAGUCGCCCGCUUCAGGUGGACAUCACGAAUGCCAAAACACAGGCAGACUUGAACCAGGCACCACGCUCCGCAGCGCCAGCGUGUACAUCUUCCUCGCCGUUACCUGCCUGCUUGUCGUGCAGGCCCUCGCGUUCAGCUUCGCGACAAUGCGCACGCUCGCGAAGAAGCCGCGCGGCGGCGGCGAGCAGCAGUACACCGGCAUGAGCACCUAUCGCGCGUCCCUCGGUGAGACAUACGGCAUCUUCAUUCUCCUCGUGAUCUCCGCGCUCCUCCUCGCACGGGAGGCGUUCUACGCGGCGACGACGCACAACACGGCUCAGCAAUCGAACGAACACCUGUGGUACCCCCUGUCUGCGCUGACGGAGCUCGUCGCGGUCGUGCUCUUCGCGGUCCCUGGCCUCAUCCCCGCGCAUGACGAGCUGCCGCAGGAGGAGCGUGAGCUGAACCUCCUGGCGUGA
Molecule: messenger RNA, 945 nt
Organism: Fomitopsis serialis
Lineage: Eukaryota; Fungi; Basidiomycota; Agaricomycetes; Polyporales; Fomitopsidaceae
Exons: 5
Coding region: 1-945 (314 amino acids)
Source: RefSeq, a predicted model, not a curated record